Messenger RNA from Acyrthosiphon pisum (pea aphid), 771 nucleotides. RefSeq lists its product as uncharacterized. NCBI's taxonomy places the organism in Eukaryota, Metazoa, Arthropoda, Insecta, Hemiptera, Aphididae. The coding region runs from base 1 to 771 and encodes 256 amino acids. The transcript is spliced from 3 exons. The record is from RefSeq and is a predicted model, not a curated record.
AUGGUCACUUGUGGUUAUUGUAGUGGUUUCUGGAAACUAUUUUCUAGUUCAUCAGUGUCCCCUAGAAAAGUGUCGUGUUCUUCGUCAAGAUUUGGUGACUUGUCUGAAUCAGAUUUUAGUACACCUCAGAGAUCAAAAAGAAAUUUUCAAUUUGUCCAAACAACAGUGUCAGAACUUCGACAAAAGAACAAAUGUCUAGUUCAAAAAUGCCAUCGGCUCGAACAAAAAAUUUGCGAAUUGAAUAUGAUUAUCAAAGAUCAAAAUGAUAGGCUAUUACAAACUAUUUCUGCAGCCGAUAACUGUAAAGCAUUAAGAUCAGAUAUUAUUGAAUAUAUUGUUGCUGGAAAGAGACCUAAUACCUAUAGUGAAGAAAUUCGAAAAUGUUCAGUAACUUUGCAAUAUUAUUCACCCAAGGCUUAUAUGUAUGUUAGAGAAAAGUUUAAUAACACAUUGCCUCACCCAAGAACAUUAAGUCGGUGGUAUAUGGCCAUUGAUGGCAAACCCGGAUUUACUAAAGAAUCUUUUGAUACAUUGGCUGAUUUUGCAAAAACAAAAGUAGUUCAAUGUAAUUUAGUGAUUGAUGAAAUGAGUAUACGAAAACAAGUAGAAAUGGAUAGUAAUCGAAAUGUGUAUAUAAUCUUUGUUGAUUUGGGUGUCACAAGUACCGAAAAUACAGAUACAAAUAUACAAGAGGCAAAAAAUGCUUUAGUUUUUAUAUUAGUUGGAAUAAAUGGUUACCUACUGGAAGUUACCAAUUGGUUUUUUUUUUAA